AUGGAGAAAUGGGAUCGCACCACUCAAUUACUAUUUGCAGCUGCUAUUGGUGUAAGCCGAACAGUCGGUGGUCUUCCCCUCGAACAUCCCUUCGAUACAAUUCGCACACGAUGGCAAGCAAAUCCAGCCAAUUAUCCGAAUGCUGUGAGAGUAGUUCAUGAGAUUUAUACAUCGAAAGGUUUUCUUGGUUUUUAUUCUGGUGCCAUUCCAAAUACAACUCGACGUGCUAUUAAACAAACAUAUCGUUGGCCCAUGAUGUUGUUCUUUCCUAAUUUCUAUCGAGAUCAUAUUUUAAGUGAUCGCAUCCUUCAAAAUUAUCCUCAUUUACCUAAAAUUCUCACUGGUCUUUCUAUAGCUAAUUUUGAAAUUCUUGUUAUUAAUCCUUUCGAACGACUUAAAGUUUGGCUUAUGACUAGUCCUCAACGUAUUAGUGUAUUUGAAUUCUUUCAAACACAUAUAAAUUCUCGUGGCAUUAUCCAAGAAUUGUACCAAGGCAUGUCAGCUGUCUUCUAUCGUCAAAAUGUUUCGUGGAUAACAUUUUUAUAUACCGAUGGAUUGACGAAAACAAAAUUUCGUGAAUAUAAACAAACUCAAAAUUUGACUUAUAUUGAUCUAUUUAUGGCAGAAAAUUUUCAAAAAAUGAAACAAGCUAAUCCAUAUUUAUCUACACCACAAUUAAUGAGACAUCUUAGUACUGAAUAUAACAAGAGAAAUCAACAACAACUUCUUGAUUUACCUAAUUUAGAUCAAUUAAAAAUUUAA
Rotaria sp. Silwood1 is the source of this 762-nucleotide messenger RNA. NCBI's taxonomy places the organism in Eukaryota, Metazoa, Rotifera, Eurotatoria, Philodinida, Philodinidae. The record is from the annotation of a GenBank genome assembly.